AUGAGCAUAUCCAUAAGUUCCGUGUCAAUCGAGCACCACCGCCCAGAUGAAACUCUAGGGAUCGGCGAGAGCACCCCCAGAAUAUCAUGGCGUUUUGCUGGCGAUGCGAAGAAUUGGAUACAGCACUCUUACGAAAUUGAGAUUUCAAGAUUAAUUCUUCCUGCGACUGGGGAGAAAGAGCUGCGUCAGGAACAGCAAAUAUUCAAGAGCAAGAGUCAAAACUCCGUGCUCGUGCCAUGGCCGUCACCCAAUGGUCUCAAAUCACGGGAGCGAGCAAGUGUGCGCGUUAGGGCUACAGGCGGGGACGGGGAUGAUGCAGCAAAGCUUAUAGAAACAGAAUGGUCGGAUUCAUCUGUGGUCGUCGAGGCCGGAUUGCUUGAGCGUAAGGACUGGAAGGCUCAUAUCAUCGCAGCGAAAGCGACAUCCCUUACAUCGAGUGGUUCGCGGCGUCCUAUUUUAUUCCGGAAGCCAUUUAAGGUCAGCGACUCCAAGGUGGUGCUAUCGGCCAGGCUAUAUAUUACAUCCUAUGGCGUCUAUGAGGCACGGAUUAACGGUGUGAGGGUGGGUGACCAUGUGCUUGCGCCUGGAUGGACGAGUUAUAACCACCGGUUGUGUUAUCAGACGUUUGAUGUGACGGAUUUGAUGAGAGUGGGGGAGAAUGCUGUUGGUGUUGAGGUUGGAGAGGGUUGGUACGUUGGCAGGCUGGGCUUUGACGGCGGAAAGAGAUGCAUCUAUGGGGAGAGAUUGGCCGUGCUUGCGCAGCUUGAAGUUAUCUUUGAUGAUGGCGAGAAGCUGGAAAUUGUUUCCGAUGAGAAUUGGAAGUCAUCAGUUGGCCCAAUUGUGGGGUCAGAAAUUUAUGAUGGCGAGCUAUACGAUGCCUCGAAGGAGGUCCACAAAUGGUCAAUUGGAGAGUUUACUGAUCAUGGUUGGGAGGCGGUUGAAAUAUUGGAUUUCCCACAGGCCAAGCUGAUUUCUCCUGAAGGGCCUCCUAUCAGAGAAAUCGAAACUUUGAAGCCGAAGGAUAUCUUCAGAAGCCCGUCAAACAAAGUGAUUGUGGACUUUGGGCAAAAUUUUGUUGGUGGAGUGCGAUUUCGGGCAUCCGGUUCGCAGGGCCAAAGGAUUAUCUUGACGCAUACAGAGGUUCUGGAGCGUGGCGAAGUGGCUACACGGCCACUGCGAGAUUGCAAGGCAAGGGACGUUGUGAUGCUUGGUGGAGAGGACAUCGAAUGGGCGCCUAAAUUUACCUUCCAUGGAUUUCGAUAUGUCCAGGUGGAGGGAUGGCCGUCAGAUACAGGAGAACCUGCUAUGGACCAUAUCGAAGCUUUUGUAAUCCACACAGACAUGGAACCCACUGGCUGGUUCGAGUGUUCCGAGCCAAUGGUCAACAGACUUUGGCAGAACAUCCAGUGGGGAAUGCGAGGAAAUUUUGUCGGUAUCCCCACGGACUGUCCACAGCGAGACGAGCGGUUGGGCUGGACCGGGGAUAUACAAGUAUUUGCGCCUACGGCAAACUUCCUAUACGACACGAGUGGUAUGCUUUCCAGCUGGCUGAAGGAUCUCGCCGUGGAACAGAUCAAAGAUUCCAACGGUAUCGUCCCCCAAGUCAUACCGAACGUUCUCGAAGCCAAUCUGAACACAGCUCAGGCGGUAUGGGGAGAUGCCGCAGUUAUUACACCUUGGGAUGUGUAUGUCAGUUUUGGGGAUAGAGAUAUCUUGCAAAACCAAUACAAGAGCAUGACAACUUGGCUGAAGAGUAUUCCACGAACGUCGCAAGAAAACCCGCUAUGGGACCCUACUAGCAAUCAACUCGGCGACUGGUUAGACCCCUUCGCGCCCCCUUCACAGCCUGCAAAUGGCAAGACUGAUCCCCACUUCAUUGCAAAUGCCUACCUUACUCAUAUCAGCCAACUUGUCUAUGAAAUUAGCAUUGUCCUGUCAAGACCCGACUCGGAACGGAACCACCUUUGCCAGCAAGCCGGAAACAUCAAGGAAUUUUUCCAGCACCAAUACAUCACACCAGCAGGCCGCCUCGCUCCAGACACCAUGACAUCCCUCUCACUGGCCUUAACGUUCAACCUCUUUGAUUCCGAUUCCCAUACUGAUUUCGCCCGUGACAGAUUGGCGCGACUCGUCCGCCAAUCUCAGUUCCGCAUCUGCACCGGAUUCGUCGGUACGCCCCUCAUCUGCGCUGCCCUAUCAUCAGGCAAGUACAAUCAACUGGCAUAUAGGAUGCUGCUUGAGAAAGGGUGUCCGAGUUGGUUGUACCCCAUCACGAUGGGCGCGACGACCAUGUGGGAAAGAUGGGAUAGUAUGUUGCCUAACGGACGAAUAAAUGAGGGGAGCAUGACCAGUUUCAACCAUUAUGCGUUUGGAAGUGUGGGAGCUUGGUUGUUUGGGGUGGUGGGUGGGAUGACGAUUUUUAAAUUUGAUGUUGUCCGGAAGCCAUGCGAUGGAGAGGGGAUAGCGGGAACAUGUGCAGAUGGAGAUCUAAAUCGUAGCGAGGGCUGGAGGGUAAUUCAUUUCGCUCCCCAACCUGGUGGAACGAUUACCUGGGCUAAGACAUCGCAUUUGAGUCCCUACGGCCUUAUCUCCAGCGACUGGCAGCUUGACACGGCGUCCAAAGUGUUCAAGCUGGCCAUACAGGUGCCGCCCAAUUCGAGAGGCCUGGUGCAGUUACCUGGGAAAGGAAAUGGGGAGGAAACUGGGAAGUUGAUCCAUGUGGGAAGCGGGAAGUGGGAGUUUGAGGUGGUGGGAUAUGAAGUCGCAGAUGGGCAAGAGUGGCCGCCAAGCCCGGUAUUAGACCCUUUUGCACAGUAUGAGUGA
Molecule: messenger RNA, 2823 nt
Organism: Venustampulla echinocandica
Lineage: Eukaryota; Fungi; Ascomycota; Leotiomycetes; Helotiales; Pleuroascaceae
Product: Six-hairpin glycosidase
Exons: 1
Coding region: 1-2823 (940 amino acids)
Biological process (GO): carbohydrate metabolic process
Source: RefSeq, a predicted model, not a curated record